UAUAUAUAUGUACACACACAUCCAGUCCUACCUUGGAUUCUAGGGUUCGGUGACUCUGAAUUCUAGGGUUUAGUUUUCAUUUCGAACGCGGUGAUGAUGGACAACGACAAUGGCGAGACUGAGCAACAGGCGACGAGGACGAAGCACAAGGGAAAGCAUGACAAGCCAAAGCCGUGGGACGAUGACCCCAACAUCGACCACUGGAAGAUCGACAAGUUCGACCCUUCAUGGAACGACGGAGGCAUGCUCGAAGUCAGCUCCUUCUCUACUCUGUUCCCCCAAUACAGAGAAAAAUACUUGCAAGAAGCUUGGCCUAUUGUGAAAAGUGCAUUGAAAGAGCAUGGAAUUUCUUGUGAGCUGAAUUUGGUUGAGGGAUCCAUGACUGUUUCAACAACCAGAAAGACAAGGGAUCCGUAUGUUAUAAUGAAAGCUAGGGAUCUCAUUAAACUUCUGUCGAGAAGUGUCCCUGCACCCCAGGCAGUCAAGAUAUUGAAUGAUGAAAUGCAAUGUGAUAUCAUCAAGGUUGGCAAUUUGGUCCGCAAUAAGGAACGUUUUGUCAAACGAAGACAACAACUUGUGGGCGCCAAUUCUGCCACUUUGAAGGCACUGGAGAUUUUGACCGGUUGCUAUAUCCUUGUUCAGGGAAACACAGUUGCUGCUAUGGGUUCGUUCAAAGGUUUAAAACAGGUGAGGAGGAUUGUGGAGGACUGCAUACUGAAUAAAAUGCAUCCUGUAUUCAGCGUCAAGAUCCUCUUGCUCAAGAGACAACUUGCCAAAAAUCCAGCACUUGCAAACGAGAACUGGGAUAGGUUUCUUCCUCAGUUUAAGAAGAAAAAUGUCAAGCAAAAGAAAGUUAAGAGUAAAGAGAAGAAACGAUAUACACCCUUCCCUCCUCCACAGCAACCUAGUAAGAUUGACCUAGAACUGGAAAGUGGCGAAUACUUCUUAAGUGACAAAAAGAAGCAAGCAAAGAAGUGGCAAGAAAAGCAGCAGAAACAGGCAGAGAAAGCAGCUGAAAACAAAAGAAAGAGGGAAGAAGCAUUUGUUCCUCCUAAGGAACCUGUAAGCCGGGAUUCCGGUGUAUCUGACAACGGCAAGAAUUACGUAGCUGCCAUGGCCACGUCUGUAAAGGAAAAGGCAAAGAAGUUGAGCAUACAAAAAUCUGGUGAGAAUAUCGAUGCUGAAACAUAUAUUGCCGGUUCUCGAGAAUCACCUUCAAAAAAGAAAUCCAGGGUUGACGGGCUACUUUAAGUGACAUGGCAUGAGAAAGUAGGGUUUCAAUGUUAUUUUCUUAGUAGGCUAAUAGGAUCUUUCUAAAGUUGAUCCGCUUUUAUUUUUUAUUUUUGAAUACUUUUAACUUACAGAUGGAGUAAUUAGAAUUUUUGUUGUGUGCAACUCUUGGCAAUUAAUUCUAGCACUUGAAAAGAUAAAAAGAAUGCAUUUGCUUCA
Molecule: messenger RNA, 1449 nt
Organism: Cornus florida
Lineage: Eukaryota; Viridiplantae; Streptophyta; Magnoliopsida; Cornales; Cornaceae
Product: KRR1 small subunit processome component homolog
Exons: 12
Coding region: 94-1251 (385 amino acids)
Cellular component (GO): small-subunit processome; nucleolus
Molecular function (GO): RNA binding
Source: RefSeq, a predicted model, not a curated record